AAAUGGAUUCUUCAGCUUCCCCAGUUAAACUGAUGUCAACACUUUUGAAGUCAACAGAAAUGCAGGUUGGCGUGGUAGCCUUUAUGGCGUCAUUGCUGGCAAUGAAAGUGGUGAAAAAGUUUACUUCUGGCCGGAAACCCCCUCCUCCUGGUCCCUGGGGGUUCCCUAUUAUUGGACACCUCCCGCUACUGGGAAACGAACCCUACGUGACCUUCAUGAAGAUGAAGGAAAGGUUCGGAAACAUCUUCCAGAUACAGUUGGGUAGUUGGUCGGCCGUGGUUAUAAAUGGCAAGCAGGCCAUUAAGGAGGCUCUACAUAACUCUGGCGAGGACUUCUCUGGUAGACCCCAGUUCAUGUCUGCACAGAUUAUCAACUACGGUCAAAGUAUUGGCUUUGGUGAGUAUGGCGAACAGUGGAAAAUUCACAGAAAAAUUGCCAAUAAAGUCCUGACUGAGUUCUCGAAUGCCAAGUCAAAUCCUAUAGAAGAUAUGAUUCACGAAGAAGUAGACAUUCUCGUGGAUGACUUCAUGUCUGAGCAGGGAGCCACAUUCAACCCUCAGGAACACAUACAGCUUUCCAUCGGAAGCGUCAUCUACCAACUGUGCUACGGCAGACAAGAAAACAUCCGGGAAGACAAGGAUUUCGCUGAUGUCAUAUUAAACUCAGCUGCAUUCACGGAAUUCGUCAGUGCCGGAAACCCUGUUGAUGUCAUGCCCUGGCUCCGAUAUCUCAUGCCCUGGAAAGUUAAGGCAUUUACAACACUCAUCCAAACAAGCCUUGACGCAAAUGAAAAGAAGAUCAGUGAACACAAAACAAACUUCUCUAGUGAUAACAUGCGUGACAUCACGGACAGAUUGAUAUCUGUAAGUGAGGAAGACUCCAGGUUGUCCAAGGAAAGGAUUUUGUCUACGCUUAACGACGUCUUUGGGGCAGGUUUUGAGACAACGGCUUCAACCACCAGGUGGAUGUUACUGCUGAUGGCCGCCAAUCCAAACGUGCAGAGGCGGGUGCAGGAAGAACUGGACGACGUUGUGGGCAGCGGGAGACGACCCAGUAUCCUGGACAGAGGUCAGCUUGUUUACACUGCCACAGUGCUCCAUGAGAUCAACCGGUUUGUGGCACUGGCACCUCUCAGUCUCCCUCACCUCACCAUCACCGAUACCAAUCUCGGAGGAUACAGUAUCAACAAAAACACUGUUAUCUUCAUCAACCUGUACUCCAUGAGCCAUGACCCAGAAGUAUGGGGUGAUCCGCAUGUCUUCCGACCCGAGCGUUUCCUUGACGCUUCCGGUGAGAUCAACAAGUCCCUCCUGGAGGAGUUCCUUCCCUUCUCCACUGGUGGGCGAAAGUGUCUCGGGGAGUCUCUUGCAAGGAACGAAAUUUUUCUUUUCUUCACUGGAAUCCUACAGAAGUGCAGCAUCUUGCAACCACCAGAAGUGAAGGAAUAUAGCAUGGAUGGCAACAGUGGAUUAACGCGCCAAUGUCUGCCCUACCAAGUACAGGUCAAACUCAGGACCUGACUCGCCACUCAUCCGUCAUCCUUCUCAUGGACAACAACCUGACAAAAAUUCAUGAACUAGACAGGAACGAAAUCUUUCAUUUGUUCACUGGAAUCCUACAGAAGUGAAGGAAUAGAGCAAGGACGUCAUAGGUGGAACAAGAUCUAAUCAAGCUAUAAACUAUCAGCUUGUCACAACUGUUAAUUCCGUUUAAUCUUUAUCCUUACUGUACACCUGGCUUCAUUACCCAUGUGCUUUAUAACCUGAAUGCUAUUUAUUAUUCUUUCUGUACACCUGGUUUCAUUACCUGUGUGCUAUUUGUUAUUCUUUCUGUACACCUGGCUUCAUUACAUGUGUGCUAUUUGUUAUUCUUUCUGUACACCUGGUUUCAUUACCUGUGUGCUAUUUGUUAUUCUUUCUGUACACCUGGCUUCAUUACAUGUGGAUUGCAUUACCUGUGUGCUAUUUGUUAUCCUUACUGUACAACUGGCUUCAUAUCAUCAUUUCAUCCGACCGGGUACCCAGCCUGAUUUCACCCCCAGAGUAAUGACGUCAUAUAAUUCUGCCCCUGGGUACCCGGUCGGAUGAAAUGAUGCUAUAAGAGCACACCUGACAGCCCCAAACACACAUCUUAGUUGUAUACUCUGAGAGUGGACGUGACAAUACAAAUGAGCAUUGAUCCGUGGAAAAUUAUAUGUGAAACAACAUGGCUUUCAGAUGUGCAUACCGCACAAUUUAAUGCUUCAUCGGUAAUAAUGUCCUUUUUUUCACAUCAGACAACUGUGAAUGAGAGAGGAGAAUGUGUUCCAAUGUCCCCAAAUCGCUGUGUUCUCCGUCUCGGUCGAUACCCUUUGUCUGUCUGAGACGCUGCCGGCACUGCUGAAUGCAGAGCCGUCAACCUGGGAGCCCCUCAUAAAGAACAAACCAUUUGAUCUACUGAGAUUUUAUCAAAAAAGGUAAACUGUCCCUGGAAAUGUUGUUGAAAAAUAAGAAAUUGCCUGGCUCAAGAAUUACAUACAUUGUUGAGAGGUGUUUUAUUUUUAAAAAUCAGGCUCCCAGUCACUCUCUGACCCCCGCACUAUAAUUUCAGAUAAUUAUUUCAAAUGGUCGAUCCGUUAAU
Haliotis rufescens (red abalone) is the source of this 2619-nucleotide messenger RNA. Its product is annotated as cytochrome P450 1A2-like. Bases 3 to 1520 code for a protein of 505 amino acids. Lineage: Eukaryota; Metazoa; Mollusca; Gastropoda; Lepetellida; Haliotidae. The transcript has a single exon. Gene Ontology annotation, biological process: progesterone metabolic process; hormone biosynthetic process. Gene Ontology annotation, molecular function: steroid 17-alpha-monooxygenase activity; iron ion binding; heme binding. The record is from RefSeq and is a predicted model, not a curated record.